Balaenoptera ricei (Rice's whale) is the source of this 1584-nucleotide messenger RNA. It is a transcript of the gene IL33R, whose product is annotated as interleukin 1 receptor like 1. The record is from RefSeq and is a predicted model, not a curated record. NCBI's taxonomy places the organism in Eukaryota, Metazoa, Chordata, Mammalia, Artiodactyla, Balaenopteridae. The transcript is spliced from 8 exons. The coding region runs from base 148 to 1131 and encodes 327 amino acids. Gene Ontology annotation, molecular function: interleukin-33 receptor activity; interleukin-1 receptor activity; interleukin-33 binding.
GAGUGAAGCAGCAAGUCUCACUGGUGAACAUAUUUGGGAAUACCAUCAACCACCUAGAGGGGAGCUUCACCAUCGUAUGUCACAGAUUUGACUUGAAUCAUCUUGAGAAUUGGUCACCAACACUUGCUCUAGAUUGAGAAACUGAGAAUGAGACUUUGGGUCUUGGUAAUUCUAACAAUUCUCUUACCUUCCACAUCAGCUACAUUUAGCAAAUCGUCUUGGAGCCUGGAAAAUGAGGCUUUAAUUGUGAGAUGUCCCAGACAAGAAAAAUCUCGAUACCCUGUUGUCUGGUAUUACUCAAAAACCAACAAACGUAUUACCACCCAGAGAAGUCGUGUAGUUGCCUCAGGGGAACGUCUUAAGUUUCUCCCAGCCAAAGUCAACAAUUCUGGAUUUUAUACUUGCAUUAUCAGAAGUCCUACCUCCAGUAAGACUGGAUAUGUGAAUGUCACCAUUUAUAAAAAACAACCAGGUUGUGAUAUUCCAGACUUUCUGAUAUAUUCAACAACAUCUGGAUCAGAAAAAAAUUCCAGAAUAUAUUGUCCUACAAUUGACCUCUACAACUGGACAGCACCUGUGGAGUGGUUUAAGAAUUGUGAAGUUCUUCAAGGAUCCAGGUACCGAGCACACAAGUCAUUUUUGCAGAUUGACAAUGCAAACAGCAAGGACGCUGGUGAUUAUACAUGCAAAUUUACGCACAAUGAAAAUGGAGUCAAUUAUACUGUGACUGCAACCAGGUCAUUCACAGUUAUUGAUAAGCGAAGCUUUUCUUUGCUUCCAGUAAUUAUAGCCCCUCCACAGAAUGAAACAAAGGAAGUGGAAAUUGGAAAACCAGCAGACCUAAGGUGCUCUGCUUGCUUUGGGAAAGGCUCUCAGACCAUGGCUGACAUCCUGUGGCAGGUUAACAGAAGCAACGUUGAGAACUUCGGUGAAGCAAGAAUACAAGUGUUGCGAGAGCAAGAUCAAAGUUCUCGCAGUGAGCUGACUUGCCUAAACGCCGUGUUAAGAAUAGCGGAUGUAAAAGAAGAGGAUUUAUCACUGAAGUACGACUGUCUGGCCAUGAAUUUCCGUGGCCUGAUCAUGCACACCGUAAGACUGAGGAGGAAAAAUCCAAGUAAGGCAUGUUUCUGAGACUUUGGUCGCCUGAGUUCGCUGUUCACAACUGUAAGCCGAAUCAUAUUCUUAGAGAACAGUGUAUUGGAGUGUGGCUACAGGGGACUCCAUCAGGACAGAGUGGUCCAUCUCAGAAACUGGAGGCAGGUGGAGAAAAGAUCUGUCUUGGGUGUAGGCAACAGGAGGACACAUUGUGUGUAGAGAAUUCAAGACAAAAACGAAGCCACGCCACAUUCACUGUGCUUGGCAUCGUCAGCACGUCCAGACAGCGUUAAACAAGUCCGUGAGGACGCGACCCCUCCUCUCGGGCGCAAAGGCAUUUUCCUUCCACUCCCUCCCUAUAUCACUGCGCGCACAAUGAUGGCAGAAAAGUAGUUUUACAAACCUUUCCUUCCUGACCACCUGUCAAUUCCCUCACUUGUUUGCAUGUCCAGAUAAAGACACCCCGUUGGUUAGAUGUAGCAUUCAAUC